AGUACUUCACAGUAUUCCAGUAACCGUGGGGAUUAGAAACUCACACAAGGGGUUCGAACUCCAAAUUCUCCAUUCUCUUAGCUCCAAAAAUCCACUAAAAAUGGGCGCCAUCUGCAACGAAGACCUUCCUCUCUCCCCGCGUCGCACCUGUUUUGCCUCCUCUCAUGAUCUCAGAUUCUUCAAGAACGUGCACGACAAUGUCCACGGCAACAUUUAUCUCGACCCGGUGGCUUUGAAGUUUAUUGAUACCGAGCAGUUCCAAAGGCUCCGUGACCUGAAGCAGCUUGGUAUGACACACAUGGUUUACCCAGGAGCGGUGCAUUCCAGAUUUGAACAUUCUCUUGGUGUUUACUGGCUUGCUGGUGAAUCUGUUCAAAAGCUCAAGAAGCACCAAGGUUUGGAGCUUGGUAUUGAUGCCUUUGACAUUCAAACAGUGAAACUUGCUGGGCUUCUACAUGAUUUGGGCCAUGGGCCUUUUAGUCACUUGUUCGAACGUGAGUUUCUUCCCCGCAUCCAUAGUGGCUCAAAAUGGUCUCAUGAGCAAAUGUCAUUGAAGAUGGUUGAUUAUAUAGUAGACGAGCACCACAUUGAUGUCGACUCUGGAAUGAUUAAAAAAGUGAAGGAGAUGAUUGUAGCUAGCUCAGAGUUUGCACUCCCAAAAGGCACAAGAGAGAAGCGUUUCUUGUAUGAUAUUGUUGCAAAUGGUCGAAAUGGCAUUGAUGUGGACAAGUUUGAUUACAUUGUCCGAGACUGCAGAGCUUGUGGUGUGGGAUGUAACUUUGAGUUUCAGAGGUUAAUGGAUACUAUGCGGGUUUUGGAUGAUGAAAUUUGUUAUCGUGCCAAGGACUAUCUAACUGUCCACAAGUUAUUUUAUACUCGUGCUGAUCUUUAUAGAACUGUAUAUACACAUCCAAAAGUUAAGGCAAUUGAGCUUAUGAUAGUAGAUGCUCUGUUGAAAGCAAAUAGCUUUCUAGAAAUUUCUUCUUCCAUUGAAGAUCCUUCUGAUUAUUGGAAGUUGGACGACACAAUUAUCAAAACAAUUGAGAUUGCUCCAGACCAAGAACUCAAGGAAUCACGAGAUCUGAUUUUACGCAUCCGCAGAAGGAAUUUGUACCAGUUUUGCAACGAGUAUGCUGUUCCAAAGGACAAACUUGAGCAUUUCAAAGAUGUCACUGCACAAGAUAUUGUUUGUUCCCAGAAAAAUGGUGGAGUGAUACUAAAAGAAGAAGAUGUUGCUGUUAGCAAUGUUAGGAUUGAUUUGACUCGUGGAAGGAGUAAUCCUCUAGAAAGAAUCAACUUUUUCAAGGAUUAUGACAGUGAGGAGAAAUUCACCAUUCCUGAUGAUCGCAUUAGUCACUUGUUGCCCACAUGCUAUCAGGAUAUGAUAGUUAGGGUUUACUCCAAAAAACCUGAGCUGGUUGGAGCAAUCUCCGAAGCCUUUGAAAACUUUCAAUUGAAAACAUAUGGGAUUAAAGCACAAGUACAUUCAACGCCAGAGAAAAAGAAAAGGCGCAUAUGAGGUGACCAUCUGCUUUCUUCAAAAAUCUGGAACUUACUUUCUCAGUCAGCAAAUCAAUACAGUUCACAUACAAUACACGACAUAGAAGUAUUGUUUAUGAACAAUUGUGGACAUCAAGGUGAAAUCAUGGUUGAUUUACUUCCAUCACAUAAAAUCAAUCAUUCGUAUAGUCAAUGCCCUUUUCUUAUCUAUUGAUCAAUUCAUUUAAUGUUUGAGCCAAAAAUCAAGUUUUUGUGUUACUCCAUGCUGAAGGUGUAAAUGUCAAAAUUUGUUGAGUUGUGAUUAGUGAAGGAGGAUAAGUGGGUUGACUUGACUUGAGAAUCUAAAGUCACGGGAGUUGAAUUUAUUCUCUCAAAGCGUCUGUGUAGUGUGGCCCUGUGAAGUGAAUUUUAUUUGAUGUAGAAUGAAGUAUAAAAAGUCAACUUUCACGUGUAUGGUGACGCAGUGCAGCAGAUAUAAAUAGUGCUUAUUUCAUGGGAA
Molecule: messenger RNA, 1999 nt
Organism: Mangifera indica (mango)
Lineage: Eukaryota; Viridiplantae; Streptophyta; Magnoliopsida; Sapindales; Anacardiaceae
Product: deoxynucleoside triphosphate triphosphohydrolase SAMHD1 homolog
Exons: 19
Coding region: 101-1519 (472 amino acids)
Biological process (GO): dGTP catabolic process
Cellular component (GO): nucleus
Molecular function (GO): dGTPase activity
Source: RefSeq, a predicted model, not a curated record